This is a messenger RNA of Ilex paraguariensis (yerba mate), 582 nucleotides long. The record is from the annotation of a GenBank genome assembly. NCBI's taxonomy places the organism in Eukaryota, Viridiplantae, Streptophyta, Magnoliopsida, Aquifoliales, Aquifoliaceae.
CGUUGACAGUCACUGCAGAAAUUUAUGAGAUCUCGUAGGGGAUUUCAUGGGUUCUCUUCCCAAACCCCCUCUGUUUUGCUUAAAAUGGCCAUGGGAUAUUGUUCAUCAGAACCCUAGUAACCCGAAUACCUGCAACUUUGAGGCUCCUUGGCUUUUUACAUCAUUUAAAAAUCUUGGCUCUAUAGCUUUCCAAUUUGUCAACUCCGUUUCCCACUCUCGAAAUCCAUGGAUGAAAACCCCAUUCCAAGUAGAUGCGAAAAUGGGCCAAACAAACAGCUUGUUGAAGAGGAAGAAGGGCUUGACUCCUGAAGAACAAGGAGAGGCAGAACACAGAGCUUUAGCAUCUGCACUGACAAGUGGGAAAGAGGCCACUGUUAUUGAAUUCUACUCGCCCAAGUGCAGCCUCUGCAAUUCGUUGCUUAGUUUUGUCUUGGAAGUAGAAGCUAGGAAUUCCGACUGGCUCAAUAUUGUCAUGGCAGAUGCGGAGAACGAGAAAUGGUUGCCUGAGGUUAGCUAAAGAUGCCUCGUUCUCUAGUCAAAGAUGGUGCUUGUCAGCUUGAGCCAAACCUUACAACCCAGGAC